AGCUUAUGGUGGCUGAAUGCGCUGGUUUGCCAUUGGCCAUUGCUGUCAUUGCAGGAAGCAUGAGAGGAGUAGAAGAUAUUUCUGAGUGGAGAAAUGCAUUACGUGAAUUGCGUCAAUGCGUCGUGGACACAGAGAAAGAUUCAGAGGACGAGAUAUUUAAACGUUUGAAGUUUAGUUAUGACCGUCUACCAAAUUCAAGCAUCCAAAAGUGUUUCUUAUAUUGCUCAUUGCAUCCAGAAGAUUGGGAGAUUAGAAGACAAGACCUAAUUGAAGACUGGAUUUGUAAGGGAAUUGUUGGAAAAUUAGAAAGCAGAAGAGAAAUGCAAGAUAAAGGAAAUGCUAUUUUAAAUAUGCUUGUGAACUGUUGUUUGUUAGAGGGAGGCUAUAGAAAGGAGUUUGUUAAGAUGCAUGAUGUUGUGAGGGACAUGGCACUGCGCAUCAGGAGCACGCGUCCUUGUAGGUUUAUGGUAAAAGCUGGAAUGAGAUUGACAAAGAUACCGGAUGAGGAUGAAUGGAAUGAAGAUUUAGACAAGGUCUCCCUCAUGAAAAAUGAAAUAUCAGAUAUCCCUGAAAAUAUGUCCCCCAAAUGCUUGAUGCUCUCAACCUUGAUUUUGGAGGGUAAUAAAGGAUUGAGACAAAUUUCAGAGUGUUUUUUUGCUAACAUGCCCCAGCUGAAGUUUCUUGAUCUUUCUAGAACUGGCAUUGAGGUUCUACCUAAUUCCAUAUGUAACUUGGAAUAUCUCACUGCACUGAUCCUCUGUGGAUGUCAGCUUUUAGAACGCAUGCCUUCCUUGUCAAAGCUUAAAGCACUGAAGAAGUUGGAUUUGAAGGGAGCAGGCCUUCGUGAGGCUCCUGAAGGCAUUGAAAUGUUAGAAAAUCUGGAAUAUCUUGAUUUAUCUUGUCUCAACCUGAGGGUGCUACCAAGAGGAAAAAUCAGUGGAUUUGAUUGCCUGAAAGACUUCAGCAGUUUUGUUAACAAGUUGAACCAUUGUGGAAGACCCAGUCAUUACUUUAUGAAAAUGGAAGGAGAACCUUUCCUCGGAAACAAAAUGGAAGGAGAAACUGACGUUCUAUUCUGUAUGAGUUGGGAUACAAUAUGGUUUCCGGAUAUCAUGGAGUUAAUACCAAUGGAUAUGAUACACAGGGGCAAAGAUAACGAGGGGUAUUUUUGGAAGUUCAACAAUAAUGAUCUUCCUAAAUGGGUAAUUUUAUCCAGAUGCAAGAUAGGAGAAAAAGAUGAGUUUGUCCUUCCAGAUGACCUUCAGGAUUUGAGGAUUGAAUCCUGCAAUGCGGUCGGUGAUAUUUCUAUUUUUCAGAAAGAUCCUACUCAAUUGCGAACUUGUGCUUUGAAAUACUGCCAAGGGAUAGUGUGUGUGGUCUCUUUGUCAUCAUCUUCAUCUACUUCCUUGACAGUUAUGAAUAACCUUGAAGAACUAACUCUUGAGUGUUUGUCUGACUUGCGGGAUGUUGUGAAAGUGGAAAAAACAAGAGCAUCGCUUGCACCGACAAUAUGCCCUCACAUCUUUUCCAAUCUUAAACAGCUGAGGGUAUACGAUUGUUCAAAAUUGAAGAAGCUUUUUCCAUAUGAGCUGCUGCAGGGUCAGGGCCUCCAAAACUUGGAGCUGAUUGAGGUGAAUUAUUGUCAGGGGAUGGAGGAAAUAAUAGGAUGGGAAGAAGAGGAGGAAGGAAAUCAAACGACUACUCCAAUAUUGAUCACUCUUCCAAAAUUAAGGAGAUUGGACUUGAAUUAUUUACCAAAAUUGAAGAGAAUCUGCCCCGAAAGAGGAGUAAUGGUUUGUGAAUCUCUCAAUAGCAUCAAAAUAUCGACCUCUAUGAAGGUAAAGAGGAUUCCCUUUUGUCUUAGAAGGAAAAACACGCAACCAUCUCUUCCUGCUGUCAAAUGUAUCUCUAUUUUAAAUCCAAAAAAAUGGUGGGAAUCGUUGGAGUGGGAGAAUCCUGACGAUAAGAUUGUCCUCCUACCUUUCCUCAAAUAUAAUGAGUUCGGUUGGCUUAUUGUUCAACUCUUGCAGCCAUUCAACCUAUACGUAGGCCAUAACAGACCCAAGCCCUUCACCGUCUUUCCUCCUGCUUUCAGAUUGUGCUUUCUUCUGUAUCAGCUGCCUCUACCUUCCUAUUCUACACUGGGACUCUCUAACCUUAUGGCAGCAAGUUUGCUUGAAGAAUUGGCCGCUGGGGAUUUGCCUGACCCUGAUGAGUGCAACAAUUUCAUGAACAAAGUCUUUGAAGAAUAUACAGAGACGGACAUUUUCAGAAAAAAGAGAGACAUCAUCAACGAUUUCUCUUGGAUCCAUGGUAACUAGAUGGCUGGUUUUAGCAUGUUCCUUGAGAAUUGUAGCAUUGAUCUUGCUGAACUUUGGACCUAUGCGUUGUUCUCCUUCUGGCUUUAGAACUUAACAUUAACAAUACCAGCCAUCACCCUAAUAGGAACAUCAUCAAGAAAAUCACUGGCACUACCAAUACUAGGAGGUGGAGCCCGACAGCUACACAGCUGAUUGGAUGGCUAAAUACAGUCUUGAAAUCAUCAACUUGUGUGUGAAAUCCCUUCCAAGGGUAUUUUGGCUUAUCAUUCUGGCUGAUGCUGAUAGUAUUGCAUCCCUAGAAUUACUAAAUAAGUCAUACCCUUUUGAGUCUUGAAGCAUAUAUAUCAUGUAAGGCUUAGCACAUCAGCACCCUGUCAAUUUCAAAACAUUGAAAUUCAGAGAGUUCAAAUUCGGAUAAUCAAUAUAUGUGAUUUAA
Rubroshorea leprosula is the source of this 2757-nucleotide messenger RNA. The record is from the annotation of a GenBank genome assembly. NCBI's taxonomy places the organism in Eukaryota, Viridiplantae, Streptophyta, Magnoliopsida, Malvales, Dipterocarpaceae.